Molecule: messenger RNA, 1223 nt
Organism: Annulohypoxylon truncatum
Lineage: Eukaryota; Fungi; Ascomycota; Sordariomycetes; Xylariales; Hypoxylaceae
Exons: 4
Coding region: 1-1107 (368 amino acids)
Source: RefSeq, a predicted model, not a curated record
AUGUACUAUGAGGGCGAGGCUAUCAAUCCUCCUAUAAUAGGAGUUAAAAUGGCCAUAUUCAUCACGUCGGUUAUAUUUAUAAUAAUAUCGGUCGUGGUUGUUUGUCUUAGAGUCUAUGUGCGAUGGACUGAAAAAUCGUUCUGGUGGGACGAUGCCACGAUGUUUGCAGCGCUGAUCAUAUACAACGUCACCAUCGGCCUCAGUUGCAGAAGUGUGUAUCUUGGUCUUGGUACCCACAGGGCCGAUUUGACCGAAUUCCAAGAGAGGGAGGCUAGGAAGUUUCUGGCGAUAUGGCUACUCUUUUACGCGUUCUGCCUCGUUCUGGUCAAGGGGUCAAUUUGCAUGACUAUGCUACGGCUCACCCUAACGAUGAAAUAUAUCCGCUGGGCCAUCUACGUGCUGUUAUGGUUGAGCAUAUGCGCAUUCAUAAUAUCUAUCACAGGAUCCGCAACUUCAUGUCGACCUUUCUCAGCGAACUGGGAUCUAAGAUUGAUCGCCGACGGAAAAGCGUCCUGUUCGCCAGUAUCUGGUGUACUCGGCAUUACCUAUACUUCUACGGCCAUAACGAUCGCCACUGAUAUAGCGUGUGCGAUAUUACCUGGGGUUAUCCUGUGGAAGACUCAGCUCAAGCUAAAAGUCAAGCUUUCGGUUGGGAUGCUCCUGUCGUUCGGUUCCUUUGCUUCUGUUUGUACGAUGAUCCGCACACCUUAUGUCAAGUAUUACAUGGACGACGAUCUUAUUUAUUGGCUCGCGAACCUCGUCCUGUGGUCCAAUAUCGAAAACGCCGUGGGCAUCAUCGCAGGCUCACUCCCGAUACUCCAAAAGAUGAUUAUGCGUCGCUUUAGAAAGGAGGGCUCCACCGCAACUCCCAAUUCCGUGGGUUUGGUGACAUUCGGCAGCGCCCCCGUAAAGUCGCGCAACCGAAGAGUUUUCAGCAACCCCACCGACAUCGGCUAUAGCGUCACGACGGUGCAGACGAAUCACAAUCCCCACGAUUGGGAACGGCUUGAAGAUGACUCGAGCUCGCAGGGGAUCCGGGCCGACUUCACCUACGAGGUCGAGAGAUCACAAGCCUCGGAAGCUAAUCUAGUGGAAAGGGGGAAAUAAAGGGGUUAAUACAUACAACUGAGCCAUCAAUAAAGGGCGAACGGCUCACGCCGACAAACACACUCGAGCGGAACUAAUAAGAUGAUAUCCAUAGAAAUUUGUGUCUUCAUUGACUC